AAUUAGGGAAUGUAAUUUGAGAUGUACUGCUGCACCUGUAAACUUACUCACCAAAUCCAACACAAGUAGUGACAAUUAAGCCGUCGUCUCCUCUUGCACUUCUUGGAGUGGGGAAGAGGCGUCGACUGGUAAUCCAGGAUGUUGUCGGAGAUGCUGCUGCUGCUGCUUUCUAGAUUUGUGCUGAUCGAGUCCUUGCCCACCCCAAAUCCCACCCUCAACCCGGAUAAGUUUGUCCAAACGGUUUGGAAUCCAAUCUAUCCGUUCAACUAUGAGGUGCCCCCACUGCUCGCCUAUGUCCACGCCAUCGGACAACUCAAAAAUAUCACAUUUGGAAACCCAUACGCCGACCUGGAAAGGGUGGUUCGAGGGUCCACUGCAUACUGGCCAGUGCAAUACUGCGGGGUGCACUUUGUCAACAAGGGUGAAGGUUACAUCCUGUCUGACCGAGCGUUCGAUUACCAGCCCACAAACGAUCUACGCUGCGUCUGGGGUUUCGUGGGGGAUAAUUUCUGCACUCCACGAAUUGAAUGUCCAGAGUUUCAUAGCGUACCGGGAGCCUCUUGUCGUUCCAACUAUGUUCAGAUCACUGAUGGCGGAGCGUCCUUCAUUCAUCAUUUUUGCGACGAUGGGGCGAGGUCACCCGGCAAGAACGAGUCUUACAUAGCCAAGGACGGAGUGUUGGACGUGGUUUUCCGCUACUCUAACCCCCUACAACGGCCCAAGUUCACCUGCUGGGUCAGCUGCGAUAACUAUCCAGUGAAUUACACGGUAAGCGGGUCCAACGCGUUGGGGUCACAAACGCCGCUGACGGUUAAAGUCCACCCUCCCCAUCAGACCGGAGUUGUAGACACGCUCCCAGCUCCAAAAAUUAGUCCCAAGUGCAAUUGUGGAGUUGGAAACAACAAACGUGCUGGAAGUACCAAUGAUGGUGGUACUAGCAGUACAACGUCCCCAUUGCCAUCGGUGAAUCGGACGCAACGAGUGGUAGGAGGUCGUGUGACCCUCCCCAAUCAGUACCCGUGGAUGGUGGGGCUGCUGAGCAAGGAGGGGAAGCUGCCGUACUGUGGAGCUGUCCUCGUGUCUGCAGAGUACAUAAUCACGGCCCAGCAUUGUGUGGAAGAUGAGGACCUUGAGGACAUUAUUGUUGUCUUGAACGAGCACGACUUUUACAACGAGACUGAGGGGAUGGGGGCGGCUGUGCGCAGGGGUGUAGUGGAGGUGAUCAAUUAUCCUUACUACAUGGAGUCCACAUUCUCGGGGGACAUUUCCCUCCUUCGCCUCAGUCGACCCGUACAAAUAGCCCAACCCCAGUUCACCCCAGUCUGCCUCCCCCCACCAACGUCCGCAUGGGUGGACUUCUCGACCUCUGGAAGGGCUGAUCCUUCUACUUUGGCGGAUGGUGGGGAGAAAUGGGUAGGAAGUGAGGUACUGGCGAUGGGCUGGGGGACCACCCACGGAGGACCAGGUGCCUCAAAGUCUCCCAAACUCCUUGAAGUUCCGCUCGUCGUCUUACCAAACCAAGCUUGCAACGACUACCACUCUCACGACCCUCCAGAACCACCACAAGUCAUGGACAAUAUGCUCUGUGCAGGUUAUGCUGAAGGAGGUCGGGACACUUGCGCUGGAGAUAGCGGGGGUCCUUUGAUAGGGUUAAACAAGUCAUCUGGAAAGUAUGCCGCAAUUGGGGUCACAAGUUGGGGAUUUGGAUGCGCCAUUAGGCUCAACCCGGGCGUCUUCUCACGAGUUUCCGCAUUCAUGUACUGGAUCCGAAUGCACACAGUGGAUGGUCACUUUUGCGAAUAAACUUAGCUCCUCUUUCAUGUCUGA
Molecule: messenger RNA, 1827 nt
Organism: Folsomia candida
Lineage: Eukaryota; Metazoa; Arthropoda; Collembola; Entomobryomorpha; Isotomidae
Product: proclotting enzyme
Exons: 15
Coding region: 139-1803 (554 amino acids)
Biological process (GO): proteolysis
Molecular function (GO): serine-type endopeptidase activity
Source: RefSeq, a predicted model, not a curated record